Molecule: messenger RNA, 1139 nt
Organism: Nasonia vitripennis (jewel wasp)
Lineage: Eukaryota; Metazoa; Arthropoda; Insecta; Hymenoptera; Pteromalidae
Exons: 1
Coding region: 544-1125 (193 amino acids)
Source: RefSeq, a predicted model, not a curated record
UAAUAACAACCCCAAUAGCCAUAUACUCGAAAAACGUUUUCCAUUUAAAAUAUCAGCCAAGCUGUCUGAUGUAACAUGAUUUACGCGCCGUUUCGGGACUGAAUAUGGAGAAGAAUCUGUCAACAAAGUUAUCGUACCGAAAAUAAUCAAUUUGCAUGUUUCAAACAUACGUAACCGUUAUGUGCGAGGCGCGCAACUCUGGUGUAGUUCAAACAAGACAAUGUUUACUCGAUUUUUGCGCGAAAUAUGGGAAAUCGUUAUCAAGUUCAAUCAGCUCGGAAUAUUCGGGGAUAAGUGAUUAUUUAAGCGGCUUGUAAGAGGCUGCCAUUACCAUAUUCCUGCUGUAUGAAGUCGCGGUUGGGCUACUCGUAAUAUAAUCUCGGCUCGAGGAAAUUUUUCUAUUAACAAUUUCAGUAAGACGCGGAGUGUAUAUUUGCAAACGAAUAUCCAUAGACGAAAUCGUUUCUGCUCGAUCGUGCUUGAAAUCUCCUUAACAUUAAUUUGAAUUCUGUGAAGCAAAAUAGUCUGAUCUGAUAAAUCGAAAUGGCUAAUUUCAUUUGCAGCAACAUUUAUUUUCUCUGCCUAGCGAUAUUAUGUAUACGGGGAGAGGAUUCGCUCUCUUCUGAAAUCUCUCUACUCUAUUCAACUAAAAACGAGAUAUUCUUCUUUAAACAGCUGUUGCAGAAUAAAUUGCCUCUUCCUGGGGGCGAAGCCAUUGAUUCCAUAUUCAGCGGCAGUCUUCCAUUUUACGAGAAAAUAAAGCGUGGAUUUGACUUUCCUGGUAUCAAUUCGAUAUUUCAACAAAGAGAAGACACCGAUUUUCCUAAAAUCGGCUCUGUAUUCGGCGAGAAUAAUCCCUUCCAGAAGACAGAUAAAUCCGAGAAAGCUUUAGAUUUUCCAAAAGUCGAUUCCACAUUCAGCGACAGCCUUCUAACGCAGACAAACUUUCAACCCGAUGAAGGUGUAAAAUCCGCUGUGCAGAAGGCAGAAGAUGGAACUUACAACUACGUGUAUUUCGUGCAAGUCAAACCUAACGCAUCUGCCAGAUCAAUUAUUGUUGCAAAUAUUAGAUGCAACUCUGGCUACAGAAAGGACAAGAUGGGCAAGUGCCGAAAAAUGCUGUGAUUCAUUUUUUUUUU